ACAAGCCCUACUAGUGUAGAAGAUGAAAUACUACAGCGAAAUAUGCAACAAAUACUUGAUAAAAAACGUCGUAGAAGAGAAUCUCAUAAUGCGGUAGAAAGGAGGAGAAGAGAUAAUAUCAAUGAUCGAAUCAAUGAGUUAGCUACCCUUUUGCCUGAUCGAGAUGCUGCUAAGCUGAGCAAGGGAAGCAUCUUGCGAAACUCUGUGGACCAUAUCAAGCUACUCCAUGAUAACCUAAGGCAACAUCAAAGGCGUAUACAGGAAUUAGAGAAUAUGCUGGAUAUGUACCGCAUGACAUCACAGCAGCAAGAAUUAUCGCAUCCACCAAACUUGACUCGAUUG
This is a messenger RNA of Mycotypha africana, 342 nucleotides long. Its product is annotated as helix-loop-helix DNA-binding domain-containing protein. Gene Ontology annotation, molecular function: DNA-binding transcription factor activity, RNA polymerase II-specific; RNA polymerase II cis-regulatory region sequence-specific DNA binding; protein dimerization activity. Gene Ontology annotation, biological process: regulation of transcription by RNA polymerase II. Lineage: Eukaryota; Fungi; Mucoromycota; Mucoromycetes; Mucorales; Mycotyphaceae. The annotation marks the transcript as partial. The transcript has 2 exons. Gene Ontology annotation, cellular component: nucleus. The record is from RefSeq and is a predicted model, not a curated record.